AUGGCGGCCGGGCAGGAAAAAGGCGCGGAGGAAGUGGAAGGAUCUGAGCUGCCUUUGGCCCCGUGCGAGGUGGAGAUCCCUCAAGAGCCGAACCCAACGGCGCAGGGCGAGGGGGAGGGUCGCCCACGAGGCUCUGAAGAACCGAGUGACGAGUCCUGCAGGCGCCCGUCACCGAGAAAGCGCGGACGGGUACCGGGCUGCCGCCGGAGCCGCGGGACGAAGAGGACCUACAGCCGCACCAAGAAUGAGAAGACCGUUGCUGGGCCGGCAGAAGGGACCAUGCACAAGGGCCUCUACAGCUGUCCCGAUUGUGGGAAGAUCUUCAGUCGGAGGUCCUUCCUCAUCCCCCACCAACGCAUCCACACCGGUGAAAAGCCCUUCACCUGCCACGAGUGCGGGAAGGGGUUCCGCGUUGGGUCGGCCCUCAACAAACAUCAACGCAUCCACACGGGCGAGAAACCCUACAAGUGCGCGGACUGUGGGAAGUGUUUCCGUCUCACCUCCACCCUCAGCACCCAUCGGAAGAUCCACACCGGGGGGAAACCCUACGUCUGCCUCGUCUGCGGGAAGACCUUUCAGUUGAGCGCGUAUCUACUGGCCCACCAAGCCACCCACAGCGCGGACAACCCAUUCCAGUGUCUCGCCUGCGGGAAGAACUUCAGCUUGAGACGGUACCUGGCCAUUCAUCAGCGGAUCCAUACGGGAGAGAAACCCUUCAAGUGUUCGGUGUGCGGGAAGCGUUUCAACCGGAGGUCCACCCUCAUCGUUCACCAGCGGGUCCACACCGGAGAGAAACCCUACAAGUGCCCCGAAUGCGGGAAGAGCUUCAUCAUGAGUUCAGACCUCAUCAGCCAUCGGAGAAUCCACACCGGGGAGAAACCCUACAACUGUCUCCACUGCAAUAAAAGCUUUCGGUUGAGUUCCCACCUUACGAGACACCAACGAAGCCACACCGGGGAGAGACCGUACAAAUGUCUGGAUUGUGGGCAAAGCUACACCGACAGCUCCGGACUCAUCAAACACAAGAAGAUGCACGUCGGAGAACGCCCCUAUAGAUGCUCCAAGUGCGAGAAGACCUUCGGCCACAGCGCAAGCCUCCUGAAACACCAACGGAUCCACACGGGGGAGAGACCCUUCAAGUGUCCCAACUGUGACAAGUGCUACAACGAUAGUUCCACCCUUCGGCGACACCGGAGGAGCCACACCGAGGAGAAACCCUAUAAGUGUCCCAGUUGCGGGGAGUGUUUCGGUGCCAUCGCGGCUCUCCUGAAGCAUCAGCGGUUCCACACCGAGGGGAGACCUUACAGAUGUACCGACUGCGGGAAGAAUUUCCACUCGAAUUUUCUCCUCGUCACCCACCAACGAAUCCACACGGGAGAAAAACCCUACACCUGCCCCAUCUGCAAAAAAACCUUCCGCCAAGCUUCCCACCGUACGAGGCACCAGGAGAUCCACAGGAGGAACGGGACUGACGAAAGACCGACCAUCUGCGAGGAAUGCGGCCGGAGCUUCAGCCGGAGCUCCAACCUGGUGGUGCACCAGCGGUUGCACGCCGGAGAGAAGCCCUACAAGUGCUUGGAGUGCGGGAAGAGCUUCAGCCGGAGCUCCCAUCUCAUCACCCAUCAACGUCUGCACACCGGGGAGAAGCCCUACAAGUGUCCCGACUGCGGCAAGAGCUUCAGCGACAGCUCCACCCUCAUCACCCACCAACGCUUGCACACCGGCGAGAAGCCCUACAAGUGUCCCGAUUGCGGGAAGGGCUUCAACCAGAGCUCCAACCUCACGUCCCACCAACGCACCCACACCGGGGAGAGACCCUACAAGUGCCCCGAGUGCGGGAAGAGCUUCAGCGUCAGCUCCUACCUGAUCCGCCACCAGAAGAUCCACACCGGGGAGAGACCUUAUAAGUGCGAGGAGUGCGAGAAGACAUUCAGCCAGAGCUCCAGCCUCAUCAUCCACCAGCGCGUCCACACCGGGGAGAAGCCCUACAGGUGCGUUGACUGCGGGAAGUGGUUUAGGAACAGCUCGGACCUCAUCAGGCAUCAGCGGACACAUACGGGUGAGAGACCCUACCGCUGCCCCGACUGCGGGAAGAGCUUCAACCGCAGCUCCAACCUGAUGACCCACCAACGUAUCCACACCGGGGAGAAGCCCUACGAGUGUCCCGAGUGCGGUCGGAGCUUCACCGUGAGUUCUGCUUUAAUUAAACACCAAAGGACCCACCGGGAAGAGAAGCCCUAUGAGUGCCCCGACUGCGGGAAGAGCUUUAUCCGCUGCUCGAACUUCAUAACCCAUCGGAGGACCCACGUUGGGGAGAAGCCCUAUAAGUGUCCCGAGUACGGCUGGAGCUUCACCAUGGGUUCUGCUUCGCUUAAACACCAAAGGACUCACCAGGAAGAGAAGCCCUACACCUGUCGGGAAUGCGGGAAGAGCUUCAGUUGCCGCUCGGCGUUGGUGAACCACCAUCGCAUACACACGGGGGAACGCCCCUUCGGCUGUCAGGAUUGCGGCCGCCGAUUCAACCGCCGCUCCAACCUCACCACCCACCGCCGCAUCCACACCGGUGAGACGCCCUUCGAGUGUCCCGACUGCGGGAAGAGUUACCACGACAGCUCCAACCUCCGACGCCAUCAGAAGACGCACACGGACGAGCGACCUUACCGGUGCGAGGAGUGCGGGAAGAGCUUCCGCCACAAAUCCACGUUGACCAUCCAUCACCGCGUGCAUUCCGGGGAGAAGCCCUACAAGUGCUCCGAGUGUCACAAGAGCUUCACCAACAGCUCGGGGUUGGUGCAGCAUUGGUGGACCCACACCAGCGAGAGACCCUACGACUGCUCCCAGUGCGGGCGGUGUUUCCGCAACACCUCCCAACUGGCGCAACAUUGGCGGACCCACACGGGCGAAAGGCCCUACGAGUGCCCCGAGUGUCACAAGAGCUUCACGAAAAGCUCCGGACUGGUGCGCCAUUGGCAGACCCACACCGGCGAACGACCCUACGACUGCUCCCAAUGCGGGCGGCGUUUUGCCGAUAGCUCCCAACUGGCGCGGCACCAACGGACACACAUCCAUCACGAGGAGAAGCCGGAGGGUUGCGCCGAGUGCAGCAAGAGCUUUCGGCACAACUCCGGUCUCAUCUGA
Charadrius vociferus (killdeer) is the source of this 3138-nucleotide messenger RNA. Its product is annotated as zinc finger protein 850-like. Gene Ontology annotation, molecular function: DNA-binding transcription repressor activity, RNA polymerase II-specific. Gene Ontology annotation, biological process: negative regulation of transcription by RNA polymerase II. The record is from RefSeq and is a predicted model, not a curated record. The coding region runs from base 1 to 3138 and encodes 1045 amino acids. The transcript is spliced from 6 exons. Lineage: Eukaryota; Metazoa; Chordata; Aves; Charadriiformes; Charadriidae.